Molecule: messenger RNA, 1366 nt
Organism: Lindgomyces ingoldianus
Lineage: Eukaryota; Fungi; Ascomycota; Dothideomycetes; Pleosporales; Lindgomycetaceae
Exons: 2
Coding region: 190-1323 (377 amino acids)
Biological process (GO): regulation of transcription by RNA polymerase II
Molecular function (GO): DNA-binding transcription activator activity, RNA polymerase II-specific; zinc ion binding
Source: RefSeq, a predicted model, not a curated record
CUGGAUUUCACCCCCGACCGCAGGUCAGAGCCACAGACCGUUGAUGGGCGUUGCUUGAGUCAAUCUCCAGCCGAUAUUUCCUUAAUCUUUUCAUUCGAGCACACCGAUAUCUAUUGUCUAGUGUUAAUGACAUCGCCGCUCCUCCUCUUGAUCCAACUUUGUUUUUCCUGGGAUCUAUAGAAGAUCGAGAUGCCACGCCGAUUCCACCGAAAGUCUCGUUUUGGGUGUACCGAAUGCAGGAGGCGAAGGGUUAAGUGCGACGAAGACGAACCGAUCUGCGGAAGAUGCGUGAGGACUCGCUCCAAGUGCCAUUAUCCACGCAUGGAAUCGAAUCCGGAAUCGCCGCUCUCAACUUCAAACGCCUCUGGAACGCCUUCAUCAUCGGUUGCUCGGGAUUCCUCCGCACUACAGUCGUCUUUUGAUCUGUUCGACAUGACCUUAAUGCAUCACUACGUUACUAACACUUGCAAGCAUCUCUUUAUAGGAGCGCGACAAAUCCACGUCUGGCAACAUGACAUACCUGCUCUCGCCGCCUCCAACAUUAUCCUGGUGCAUGGCUUCCUCGCGGUGACCGCCAUUCACUGCGCCUGGAAAGAACCAGCCCAACGCGACCUCUAUCGGAGUCGCGCCCUCCAUCAUCAUGGUCUAAGCCUCCCAAUCUUCCAGGAAAUGAUCGCCUGCGCCUCAUCCGAGACAGCAGAAGUUAUCGUUGCGUACUCUAUCCUCCUUUGUGUAUGGGUUUACGCCUUUCCGGAAAUAGCGACUGAGCAACUGUCUCUCGGCGACAUUCUCAGUAGGGUAGAUGUAAUACGUGGUUCUCGGACGGUUUUUCGCCUCUAUCGAGGAGUCAUCAUGGAAAGUCCCAUGCACGUCUUCUUGAGCCCUCCCCUACCAGCACCUAUCCCCGAAGACCAAGAUUCCUCUGUGCGCCGGACAUUACAGUUGCUACGGGACCAAGUAGGCCACCAAUCGGACAAAAAUGCAGUGCAGGAGUUACAGACAUUCCUGGAUCGAUAUAUGACAGGAUUUGAUUACAACCGAUUGUCCGCUGCCUGGAUGGCUUCAGUCGAAGAUGACUACUGGGUUCGUCUCCGUGAUCGUCAUCCUGACGCGGUUCUAGUCUUUUCCUACAGCACUCUCCUCAUCCGUGCUUCGGAACAUGAAUGUUGGUGGAUGUCGGGAUGGUCUGGGCGGAUCCUGCAGGCUUGUAGUGACGUCAUGAGCCCGGAGGUAAAGGAGACGAUUGAUUGGGUUCACCACGAGCAUCGAAUACGAGCAGCGGCCAACGAACUAGCAGAUAUCGUGAGAUCGAGGCAGGGAUAAGUAGAAAUGGGGCUGAGCCGCCGAAUCAUAUCUUUUAUUUGAC